This is a messenger RNA of Molossus molossus (Pallas's mastiff bat), 2402 nucleotides long. It is a transcript of the gene AEN, whose product is annotated as apoptosis enhancing nuclease. Bases 121 to 1089 code for a protein of 322 amino acids. Gene Ontology annotation, cellular component: nucleus. Gene Ontology annotation, molecular function: nucleic acid binding; exonuclease activity. Lineage: Eukaryota; Metazoa; Chordata; Mammalia; Chiroptera; Molossidae. The transcript is spliced from 4 exons. The record is from RefSeq and is a predicted model, not a curated record.
ACCGCCGGCAGCCGGGACGCCACGUGCGGGCGGGAGGAGAAGCGCCCGGGCUUCAGGGUGCUGCCCCAUUGGAAGAUCACCUUGCAGGCUUCCCUUGCCCUGAGUGGUGAGCAGAUUGGUAUGGUGCCUGGGGAAGCCCCUGAGCCUGCCCAGUGCCUGUGCCCUUUGUUGGCCAGCCCAAAUGCCAAGGAUGUGCUUCGGAGAAAGCAUAAGCGGAAGAGCCGACAGCACCAGCGGUUCAUGGCCCGGAAGGCCUUGCUGCAGGAGCAGGGGCUGCAGAGCACACCCCCCGAGCCAGCAUCCUCCCCACCAUCCAUGCCAUCAGGGGCACCGCCAGGCACUGAAGCUGCCAGCCAUGGGAGGCAGGGUCCAAGGGCUGGAUCUGGAGGUGCCCCAUGCAGCAGAAAGCCCAGCCCCAGAGAAUCCACUGUGCCAAGCAAGUGUGUGGCUAUCGACUGCGAGAUGGUGGGCACGGGACCCCGAGGGCGGGUGAGUGAGCUUGCCCGCUGCUCUGUGGUGAGUUACCAUGGCGACGUCCUCUACGACAAGUACAUCCAGCCCGAGAUGCCCAUCGUGGACUACCGCACUCGUUGGAGCGGCAUCACUCGGAGGCACAUGCACACGGCCAUCCCCUUCCAGGUGGCCCAGAAAGAGAUCCUCAAGCUCCUGAAGGGCAAGGUGGUGGUGGGGCAUGCUCUGCACAACGACUUCAAGGCCCUCAAGUACUUCCACCCUCGGAGCCAGACCCGGGACACCACUUAUGUCCCCAACCUCCUCAGCCAGCCCGGCCUCCACACCCGGACCCGGGUCUCCCUUAAGGACCUGGCCCUGCAGUUGCUGCACAAGAAGAUCCAGGGGGGCCGGCAUGGGCACUCGUCGGUGGAAGACGCCGCGACGGCCAUGGAGCUGUACCGGCUGGUGGAGGUGCAGUGGGAACGGCAGGAGGCCGGCCACCUCUGGACCCACCCCGAGGACAGAGAGCCUGACAGCAGCGCGGACGUGGAGCAGUAUAUGCAGGACCAGUACUGGCCUGAGGACCUGGGCCCGGGCACCAGCGGGGGAGGGGGGACACAGGAUAGGACGGUGUGAGGGAGGAGAGGCUUGUGGGUGGCCUCCGGUGAGGGGAGUGGGGCCAGGAGGGCACUGGGCACCUCACCUGGACAGGGCACGGGGCAGCCAGCUUCCCCAGGUCCGAGGAGUUGGGAUCAUCUGUCCUCUGACCCCCUGUGCCCUUUCCAGGGCUGUUGUCGCCCCACCCCUGUGGUUUUGCUAAUGGCACUUUAUAGACACCGUGGGCUAGCUGCUAGAGCCCCGCAUGAGCAGGGUCUGCGCCAAAGGACUGUCCCAGGCUCGCUCCCCAGCCCGGGAGGAGCGGUGGGCGUCAUCAGCAGGUUCAGAGGAAGCGCCCUGAAGCUCCAGCGUGAAGACCACUCUGGGGCCCUUCCCCGUCCCUCCGGUGGAACUCUGGCCGCACCGUGGGAGGAGCUGGCGCCAGGCUCCGGUGGAACCGCAGGGGGACCUUUAUCCAUGAAGAGCAAGGCCGCCCGGGAGCAGAGUGCAAGUCAGCUGGGGCGCCGGAGCCUCGACUGCUGCCCCUUCGGGCGCUUUGAUUGACAGUCACUGCGGUGGCUGGGUUUUCUCCAAAUCUCCCGUCAGGAUGUCACCCCUUCCCCCUCUUUCCUUGUUUCCUGAGGGGCAGUUUGGGGUACUGGGGUAGUCAAAACCUUAGGUCACACAGACCUUUGAGCUCCAUCAUUGCUUGUCCUUGUCACUGAAUAGCGUUGGGACCUCAGGCAACUGUGUGACUUCACGCUUGAGCCUGUUCCCGGAUCUGUGAAGGGGACAGUGAAGCGCCCUGCCUCGGGCCGCGAGGACGCAGGCCAGCGCGGAGCAGUGUCCGGCACACGGAGCCCUGGGCCACCCCAGCGCUGCUGUCUUGAAGGGCUAGUGUCAGCCUCAGGGUGACGCCCGAACACGCCCCAGCUGAGGGACUUUGCCCCAGCAGAACUACCCGUGCUUGGCUGUUUGAGCAGGUGGGGUAAGGCCAGUGGUGAGGUACUACGUGGAGGUUCAGGGUUCUCUGCUCGCCACCGCUGCGUGACCCAGGUGUCCUGGUCCCUGUGCUGUGUGCUGGCAGUGACUGGUCUCAUGUCGGUCUGAGCGAAGCAGCAGGACCAGGGAGGGAGACACAGACCACACCGCUAGGACCCCACGGCCAUAGAGCACUCACUCAGCCAUCUGUCCCCCAGUCGCAGAGUAGGGAGCUGGCGAAGUCACGGACCACAGCUGGGCGGUAGCUUCUGUUCUGUCUGUGGGUGGAAGGAAGAUGAAGCUGUUACUGGUCCAGGAAUGGGCCGGGCUGCACAUCGGCAUUGUUGCAAAGCUGUUCUGGAAUAAAUCUC